AUGACCUCUGCACAGUACCACGAUGACGACGUGCCGCUCCUCGUCGACGCGGACCCGUCCACCCCGAUCACCGAGCAGUCCGGUCGUCCUGCUUCAGUGGCCCGUGGCAAGCGGACCGGGAGACACAAUCCCACCGUUUUUGUUCUGAUUUGCGUGCUGGCGGUGUUCACCCUCGAUUUCGGCGCUUACCUGAAUAUCGCCCCUCAAACCCGGAUCUAUGAGGAUAUUGUGUGUAGGAAUUACUAUGAUAAACAUGAGCCUGGCCGGUUUCCCUCUGGCACGGUUCCGGAAGAGCAAUGCAAGAUCAAACCUGUACAAGGAGAAGUUGCCUUUGUCCAGGGCCUCAUGUCGAGCUUUGAUGCUAUCCCCAGCAUUAUACUCCUGAUCCCAUAUGGACGCUUGGCAGAUAAUCCUAAGUUUGGCCGGAAAACAGUACUGCUGAUGAGCAUGCUCGGCCUCUUGUUGAACUUCUAUUGGACUGUGUUUGUUUGCAUUGCUUCUCGCGUAUUACCCCUGCGGGCAAUAUGGUUUGGGUCGAUGUUCAACUUCAUCGGAGGUGGAUUGGGGGUGACCAACGCCAUGAUGAUGACGAUGAUUACCGAUGUCGUUGACCCAGACAAUCGCGCUGGCGCCUUCUUUAAGACUACACUGGCAGUAGUUGUCGCCCAGCUCAUCGCCCCAUCGGUUGCAUCAGGCCUGAUGACUACCAAGGGCCCCUGGUUUCCCUUUUUGGUGGGAACAGUCCUCAUUACCUGCUGCAUGCCAUUCCUUUUCACUCUGCCGGAAACAAUCCAGUUACAGCCUCUGCAGACCGAGGAAAAUCGGAUGUCAAUGGACACUGAAAAUAGCCCUAUAGACGAAGAACUAUGGCCAACUAACACCUCCAGUUUCAAAAAGCUCUUUCAACGCGCUUGGAACUCUUCCAAGUUCAUCUUCCAGAGCCGCAUCAUUGUCAUUGUUCUCUCAGCAUUCUUCCUCUCCGUCAUCGGCCGCAAGCAGAUCGACAUCCUUCUCCUUUACGUUUCCACCAAGUAUUCAAUCCGUCUAUCUGACGCUGCAUUUGUGCAUUCCGUUUUUGCAGCCUCCAACAUCGCUCUUCUCCUUCUCAUUCUUCCCGUUGCAUCGAAGUAUCUCACAAAAACUCUGCGUUUCUCCACCAACGCGAAAGAUCUCUAUCUCUCCAAAAUGAGCGUAAUCUUACUCACCAUAGGCUGUUUCGCUCUUGGACUCUCCCCCAGCAUCGCAACCAUGAUAAUCGGACUUAUAAUCUACACCCUUGGAUGCGGUUUUAUCCCUUUAUGUCUCAGCUUAAUAUCGACCCUUGUCGAGCCUCAUCAUGCAGCACGGCUGUAUUCAAUAGUCAGUCUGAUCUCGAUGGCGGGCGCUCUAGUUGGAGGUCCAGUAUUGGCUGCUUUGUUCAAUUGGGGGCUAAGUAUUGGCCCAAAAUGGACGGGACUGCCGUUCUUGGGAACUGGAAUUCUUCACGUUUUCGUUGCCAUUGCCAUUAAUUCCAUUCGGCUACCACAAUCUCCGCCAUUUCCUGAGGAGGAGCGGGAGCAAGAAUCCACUUAG
This is a messenger RNA of Ophidiomyces ophidiicola, 1572 nucleotides long. RefSeq lists its product as uncharacterized. Gene Ontology annotation, biological process: transmembrane transport. The record is from RefSeq and is a predicted model, not a curated record. NCBI's taxonomy places the organism in Eukaryota, Fungi, Ascomycota, Eurotiomycetes, Onygenales, Onygenaceae. The transcript is spliced from 3 exons. Gene Ontology annotation, cellular component: membrane. Bases 1 to 1572 code for a protein of 523 amino acids. Gene Ontology annotation, molecular function: transmembrane transporter activity.